GUAAAAUGAUCUAUAUGUACUUGAUUGUUAUUCAUCAGCGAUAUGUUGACUUUAUAAUCAACCUUUUAUGGGCAUAUUUAGCUAAUGCCACAUCAUGUCGGGAAUCUACAUAAUAUAUACAUGUUGUCCUCAUUGUGUCUUCAAACAGUUUAUGUCAUUGAGAAAAUUGUUACAUGUGUGAGAUUUAUUUUAUCAUUUGCAAAGGGACUUAUAUAAAGGUUACAUGGUAAUCAAGUAUUCUAUAAACAUAUAUGAAAUGAGGGUCAGCCGAAUUGCUACAAAGUUUAAAUUGCUCAUUAUACUAGUUUUAGUAUGUUUAGCCAUUUGGAACAUCUAUAUGACAGCAUGGCAUAGCCAUAAAUGGAAAUUAAACACAACCCCUUCAAACCAGAUGCAGAUCAACAGGAAGGCACACGUCAGAAACCACCGUGACAGCUGGAAAACUCGUUAUCAGUUCAAACAUAGAAAUAUUCGAGACGGCACUGUACAUCAGUAUCAGGCUAUGUGCAACAAAGGGAAAAUGGUCUUAUCUCAACUAUCAUAUAAACUAUACCAAUUGAUUGAUACAACCAUGAACCCAAAGGACUGUUCAAAUGCAAGGUAUCUGUUGUGUGAAUGGCCUUUUCUUGGGGGUCUAGGAUCCCUGAUUCACCAAAUUAGCUAUUGUUUCUCCAUUGCCGUAGCGACCAGGAGGGUGCUGUUGCUUAAAAUCAAGUAUAAUUUGUAUCCAGAAUCUUGGGAACAUUACCUGUUGCAACCUAGUGUUAAAUGUUGGGAUUUCCAAAUCAGAAAUUAUACAGAUUGGUUUCAAAUGGAGAAUGGUGUAGAGAGUGAUGUCCAAGUUGUGAGAUUAUUACUGACAGAUGAUAUUGAAAUAAGGACAAAUAGAACAUGGCCCAAACCAAUUCCCGAAAAAUUCAUCGACAGUAGCGCAUUCAAGGAUAAAAUUGCACAGCAUCAUCAAUCACCAGCCUUAUGGGGAAUUGGACAAUUAAUGGCAUACUUUUUCCAACCCUCACCAUCUUACUCUCAAAGACUGGAUGAUAUUAAGAAGGCAAUUGGCUUCACACAUCCAAUUAUUGGAGUUCAUAUUAGACGGGGUGACAAGGCUUUUGAAGCUGAACCAACUCCAACAUAUAAAUACAUUGAGGCUAUUGAAUCAUACAUGAUCCAGAUGGGUUACAGGACUUCCAGUCGCAAACUGCCAUCUAUAUUCAUCGCAUCAGAUGAAAGAGAUCUGAUUUUUGAGAUCAGCAAUCAAUACACACAGUAUAAUUUUAUAUCAACACCAGAUGUUUUUUCCAAAAAACAUUUAGAUCUUAUCAUCUUUGAUAUUUUACUCCUGAAGGAAUGUGAUUAUUUCAUUGGAACAUUUUCAUCUAAUGUUGGUCGUCUUGUAUAUGAACUUCAACAAAGCAGAUAUGAGGAUGCAAGUUGCCUGGCAAAAUCACUAGAUCAUCACUAUCGUACCAUUUAUUGUUGUGGAAUAACACAAGUAGAAAUGAAAUAUUUUGAAUUUCAACCCACUUGCUCUUUUCAAACUACCAAGCAACAAUAUGAUCUGAUUGAAUCAUGCAAUAACGUCUCAGAAUUCGAUCCUUGAUCAUUUCAUUAUCCCAUCG
Messenger RNA from Owenia fusiformis, 1622 nucleotides. NCBI's taxonomy places the organism in Eukaryota, Metazoa, Annelida, Polychaeta, Sabellida, Oweniidae. The record is from the annotation of a GenBank genome assembly.